Molecule: messenger RNA, 1452 nt
Organism: Leucoraja erinaceus (little skate)
Lineage: Eukaryota; Metazoa; Chordata; Chondrichthyes; Rajiformes; Rajidae
Gene: pelo
Product: pelota mRNA surveillance and ribosome rescue factor
Exons: 13
Coding region: 95-1255 (386 amino acids)
Biological process (GO): nuclear-transcribed mRNA catabolic process, non-stop decay; nonfunctional rRNA decay; RNA surveillance
Cellular component (GO): cytoplasm
Source: RefSeq, a predicted model, not a curated record
GCGGCGACCAGUUUUGGGCCGGCGGUCUGCCAGGACCUGCGGUGCAUGUCGGGUCGGGCCACGUCGGGGCCGGGUCGGGUGACGGAGGAGCGAGAUGAAGUUGCUCAGCAAAAUGAUCGAGCGGGACGACUCGGGACAAGUCACCCUGAUGCCGGAAGAGGCAGAGGACAUGUGGCACACGUACAACCUGUUGCAAGUCAACGACAGUCUCAGAGCGUCUACCAUCAGAAAGGUGCAGACGGAGUCGGCCACGGGCAGUGUGGGCAGUAACCGGGUGCGAACCACCCUCACCAUCUGUGUGGAGACCAUCGACUUCGAUGUUCAGGCCUGUCUGCUGAGGGUGAAGGGGACCAAUAUCCAGGAGAAUGACCACGUGAAGAUGGGAGCAUACCACACUAUCGAGCUGGAGAUGAACCGUACGUUUACUUUGGCCAAGAAACAAUGGGACAGCAUAGUGUUGGAACGGAUUGAGCAGGCGUGUGAUCCAGCGCAGAACGCGGAUGUGGCAGCGGUGAUAAUGCAGGAAGGACUAGCCAACAUCUGUCUCGUUACAUCCAGCAUGACCGUAAUGAGGGCAAAAGUGGAGACCACAAUCCCACGCAAACGCAAGGGGAGCUGCACCCAGCACGACAAGGCGUUGGAGAGGUUUUAUGAAUCAGUCAUGCAGGGAAUAAUCCGACACAUCAACUUUGAUGUGGUGAAGUGCUUUCUCAUUGCUAGUCCUGGUUUUGUGAAGGAACAUUUCUGCAACUAUAUGUUCGAGCAGGCCGUCAAAUGUGACCUCCGUUUGCUACUUGACAAUCGCUCCAAGUUCCUGCAGGUCCACUCCUCCUCUGGCCACAAAUACUCUCUUCCAGAAGUGCUCUGUGACCCCAGUAUAACAGGCCGACUGGCAAAUACAAAGGCCGCGGGGGAAGUGAAAGCUCUGGACGAUUUCUACAAGAUGAUGAAACAGGAGCCGGCACGAGCCUUCUACGGGGUGAAGGAGGUGGAGAAGGCAAAUGAGGCCCUGGCUGUGGAAACAUUGCUCAUCUCUGAUCAUCUUUUCAGGAGCCAGGACAUUGCGAAGCGGAGUCGCUACGUGAGGCUGGUGGACAGUGUACGAGACAACGGUGGGACAGUGAGGAUGUUCUCCAGUCUUCAUGUUUCUGGUGAACAACUCAGUCAGCUGACCGGAGUCGCCGCCAUCCUUAGAUUCCCCGUUGCGGAACUCUCGGACCAAGAAGACGAAGAUUCUGGAUCAGGGAGCGACUAGACUGGGCGGGGAGUGAAAAGUCGAGAGACUGGAGAAUCACCCACCUCCCCGGGACAGGUCGAGCCGAGAUCUGCAGAGUGUCCCCGGGGAUCUCGCCCGGUCAGGACUCUCCCCCUCCCCGCGUGCUGGGGUCGCCCUCCCUCACUCCCGGGAUCGUACCCUUCCCACGUCUCGGAUUAAAACCCGCCGCAAACUCA